AUGGUUGUUCCGAUCCCACUGUCGUUGAGGUGCAGCCUUGCGUGGAUCUGGAUCACCAUCGCCGCGGCGCAACCGCCAUGGAAUUCACAGGAAUUGAGCUCCCUGCCUGGUCUGGCCCCGUGGUACUGUCCACCAAUAGGCCUCGAAGAAGGUGCUUGUGUGAGAAAGCAUCGUUUCGGCCAAGCUCCGUUGUACAUGGAAAGCUCGAUAGUGCCUUUGUCGGUGAAGGUUGUACUGGCAGUUGUGCAGGAGCAGGUUGGAGAGCAGGUGUCUCGAUUGGCGCAGAUUCUACUCUCGAAAAUCGAGGCUAUCAGGCUCAUAACAUGUACGGGGCGGUUCAGCGGCUGCUAUCCUCAGGGAGUGGUGGACCAGACCAUGGCUGAGCUGUGUUCGUACAUCAAUGGCCUUCAAGGUCGACUGAAUUCUCUCGGAGGCGAUGACCACGUUUGCGAGGCACUGUUUCAGCAUGGCGACGGUGGAGCUAUGCUGCGCGCCAUUGCCACGCCUCUGCAGAAGUUUGUCGAACUUGCCUUUCCCAGAGCAGCACCGCCUGCACUUGGCAACUUUGGCUCUCGAUUCAACUUCGAGUAUUUCUUCAGUGAAAGAGCAAAGGUGGUCCUGGAGCGCGGAGGCACGGUCCAACCGGGACGACUCUCGUAUCCACCCAUCUUCAGUCCGGGGGGUAUAUGCUCCAUGGAGAACGAUGACACCACGCAGAGCAUUGGACCUGAUGUUGCAUACGUGCUGACGAAGCUUCGGCAAGCCAAGGUGGCCAUGUCGAACUUCGUGGUUAAUUUUGGAGCUGCCGAUGGCGAAUGCGGCUCCGAAGAGGACUGGAACGCGGACCCUGCAAACUGCCUCACCGCAGAAGGCUACUCGGCAGUUCUAGUAGAAGGAGAUCAGAAGUUCUUCGAGUCGUUGCGCGAUCGAUAUGGAAAUCGAUCCGAUGUUUCCAUGAUCCUUCAGUUCAUGCCACUGGACAACGUGACUGACAUGCUGGCGGACCAGCUGAGCAAAAUGCCGACAGCAUCACCAUCACCAGAUCUGUUGAAGGUAGAUGUUGAUCAUGCUGAUUGCUUAUUCAUGCGUCAGGCCCUGCAGGUCAUUCAGCCAAAGGUAAUCCACUUGGAGUACAUGCCACAGGCACCUCCACCUCUCGAAUAUGUGCAGCACUAUCAGAGUGCAUUGCUCAAGGUGGAUUUGCAGGGCCGGGCUGAACCACUCCUUCUCCAAGAACGACUCUGGAAACCAUCUGCGCAGUUCGUGUGGUCAGAAGAACAGCUCCAAAAGAAGAUGCCAGUCAGUGAUGAUUCAGGUGGGCAGCAACAAAGGGGAAGUGGCCGCGAGAUGACAGGCUGCUCAUUGUCUGCCUUCCUGGCUCUUGCACCAGGCUAUACGUUGUUCGCUGCCGGAGACGAAGAAGCACUUCUGUCGAGGAACGACCUUCAACCAAUUGUUGGUCGGCCGCCAGAGGCUUUCGAUGCUUGGCUGCGUGGUGCCUUCUGCAACCCUCGCAGGGUUACCAAUGCGCCCGACUAUGCAACCUGGGGGUUCGACUUUCGGGCCUUGGCAGAUCUGAAAGUCUCUGCCUCGGCGCGGUGCAAGCAGCUCAAGCACCUGCUGAAGGCUCACGGAGCUCAUGCCUUUUCCUUGAGCGGGACAGACUGCUGA
Molecule: messenger RNA, 1671 nt
Organism: Symbiodinium sp. CCMP2456
Lineage: Eukaryota; Dinophyceae; Suessiales; Symbiodiniaceae
Source: the annotation of a GenBank genome assembly